This is a messenger RNA of Salarias fasciatus (jewelled blenny), 5597 nucleotides long. It is a transcript of the gene scarf2, whose product is annotated as scavenger receptor class F, member 2. The transcript is spliced from 11 exons. Gene Ontology annotation, molecular function: scavenger receptor activity. Gene Ontology annotation, biological process: heterophilic cell-cell adhesion. Gene Ontology annotation, cellular component: focal adhesion. The record is from RefSeq and is a predicted model, not a curated record. NCBI's taxonomy places the organism in Eukaryota, Metazoa, Chordata, Actinopteri, Blenniiformes, Blenniidae. The coding region runs from base 608 to 3418 and encodes 936 amino acids.
AACAAAUCAGGAAUUUCCCCCUUGCCACUCCUGAGAGCACAAGAGAGGACCAAAGUUAGGGAAUAAACGUUUUUCCACUGGGAGGAGAGGGAAACCAAAUCCAAACGGAGAUAAUCUGCCUUGUUUCGUUUCAUUCUGUAGAUUUCCUGACGCGUUACGGACUUUUUAUUUUGGCUCCAGUCAGUUAGUUUUUAAUUCAUUAUGAGUGCCUAGACAUUCGUGUUGUGGACUCUGAUGGAGCUUUUCGUGGAGUAAACGGCGCACUGCAGGAAAACAACCAUCAUACUGUGAUUUGCAAGUUUGGGGUUUUAUUACUUUUUUUUCUUUUCUUUUUGCAGGCGUGUGGCGGCUGGGAUCUGCGUCGCUGGUCAUUUUGGCUGUUGAGUUUCUCGAUGGCGUAGGUGGUGGCAGGACUUCCCUUUUUUUUUAAGGAAAACAAACUAAGGAAGAAGGAUCUAACAGCCUGUUUAUCGAGCACAUGCGUCUGGAUUAUGUGCGUGGAUGAAUUCGGAGUGCGUAAAGUUGAGUGAGACCCCACCACCGUUACUUCUGGAGACGGGAAAUGCGGAGUAAAUACGGCGUCUAGAAGGAUGCUGCUGCUUCUACAAUGGAAGUGAAGAGCUCUGUUGCUGUGGUCGCGGUGGUUUGCGUCUUCUUCUGCUCCGUUUUCAGCCAAGAACUCAACCCCAAAGGAAGAAAUGUGUGCAAAACACUCGGAUCAUCAGGAUCGGUGUGCUGCAGCGGAUGGCAGCGGCAAGGGGAUGAAUGCCUGACACCUCUCUGUGAAGGAAACUUCACCUGCAACGAAAAUGAGGUUUGUGUCAGGCCUAACGAAUGCCGCUGCCGCCAUGGAUACUUUGGAGCGAGCUGUGACACAAAGUGUCCAGCCCAGUUCUGGGGCCCUGACUGCAAAGGAAAAUGCAAUUGCUACCCCAAUGGCCAGUGCGAUGACUUGACUGGCAAGUGUACCUGCAACCACAAUCGGUGGGGACCGAACUGUGAGAAUGCAUGUCUAUGCCAAAAAGGCAAGUGCGACCAGGACACCGGGAAGUGCACGUGCCACCCCGGCGUCUGGGGUCCGCAGUGCAACAACAACUGCUACUGCAGCAUCAACUCCAUCUGCGAUGCCAUGACGGGACGGUGUCUGUGCAAUCCGGGCUGGACUGGGAGAAACUGUGCGAUCCAGUGUAACUGCAACAAUUCCCCAUGUGACCAGUUCACCGGACGCUGCCAGUGCCGGGACAGGCUCUGGGGCCCGCGAUGUGAGCGGUACUGCCAGUGCGUGCACGGCAAGUGCAACCAGGCCGACGGAUCGUGUACCUGCACGCCCGGCUACCGUGGGAAGUUCUGCAGGGAACCAUGUCCUGCUGGAUUUUACGGUCAAAACUGCAGGAACAGGUGUGGGCACUGCAAAGGCCAGCAGCCCUGUAAGGUGACGGAGGGACGCUGCAUCACCUGCGACCGGGGCUGGAACGGGACUCGCUGCGAUCAGCUCUGCUCCAAGGGCUUCUUUGGAGAGAACUGCCAGGAAGUGUGUCCCACCUGUAAAGACGGCCACCACUGUGACCCCAUCCAUGGCAAAUGCUCGCACUGCAACCCCGGCUGGAUUGGGGACAGGUGCGAGGUACGGUGCCCUAACGGCACAUACGGCGAGAACUGUGAGAACAACUGCAGCCACUGUUUCAACGGCAUCUGUCAUGUUGUCACCGGAGAGUGCCUCUGUGACCCGGGGUUUUACGGCACCUACUGCAACAUGACCUGCCAACCUGGCCAGUACGGAGUCAACUGCAACCAAAGCUGCUCUUGCCACGACAAGAACUGUGAUCCCGUCUCGGGUGCCUGCCAUCUCCAGCCGAACCAGCGGAUGGGUGUGAUUGCAGCUGGGACGCUGGUCUCCUUCUUGCUGAUCGUCCUCCUCUCGCUGCUGUGCUGCUGCUGCCUCUGUCGAAACAAAGACGACCACAACAAAAAAGCCAAGCGGAUCCUCUGUGGACGAUUCAGCCGAAUCAGCACUAAACUUCCCCGUAUUCCACUGAGGCGACAGAAACUGCCCAAAGUAGUCGUCGCUCACCACGACCCAGAAAACACCUUCAACUGCAGCUUCAUCGAGCCGCUGUCCGUAGCCGAGCAGCCCUCCCCCUCCUCCUGGUCGUCCCAGGAGUCCUUCUCUUCCUUUGAGAGCGGAGACGAGGGACCCGUUUACUGCGUUCCCCAUGAAGAAUCUGUGAGUGAAAGCAAAGAGAAGCGAACCCCGAGUCCCGCCACAGAGAAGCCAGAAGCAGUCCUUAAUGAAGAGGAUGCAGGGGAGUACACGUCCCUCAAAGACACAAGUGUCACCAAACCGGAGGGUAGCGAGCAGCCCCUACUCAAGUCCUCUGACAGCGAAGGCUCCACCAGCGGCUCUGAGUCCACCACUGCAGCCCUCUACGCCCGCAUCGCUCGCCUUUCCAAGCAGUCCAAAGACGAAGAGGGCAGUGGCAAGGAUGGGGACGGGACGCCUACACCAGAGGCCAAGCGGAAUGGGAAGCCGCCACCAUCACCUGGCAAGCUUAAACCACGCCCUCCAGACCCUUCCACCAAGCCCAAGGUGUCAUGGAUUCAUGGAAAUACCACGGGGUCUCCCCUGCCGGAGCAGCAGGGGGGAAUGAAGGCACUUGCGGUGCCAAAGGAGAAAAAGAGGAGUGCCAGCGAUGGCUCGUCCAAGAGUGAAGAGCGACAGAAAAUGAAGGAAAAGGUGAAGGAGUCAGAUACCAAUGGGUCACCCAGCAAACACAAGCCUCUGCGAGGUAAGAAGUCUGGGGAUGAGCAAAGCAGUCCAAGUCACAUGGAGCACAUCAAUGGUGUUGUUCAGAAUGCUCUCAAGAAGAUCAGUAACUUCCACAGCUCCUCGUCUGAAAAAAAGAGUGCUGACAGUCCUAAGCAGACCAUUAAAGAGCCUCCUAAAAGUCCAAAAGUCAUCCAUCCUCAUAUGAACUCGGAGGCUGCCACGCUGCUGGCAGCUCAGUUAAAGGAGAAAACACAAAGCAUCAAUAGAAAUGAGGGGACAGGACUGAAAACCAAUGGCCUCUCCACUCCCAAGUCGAACCGGGAGAAGCCCACACCUCCACAGAAAGCAAAGAGGACGGCUUCUGGCGGAUUGAGCCAGCAAGGCUCCACAAAGCCUCUGCUGCCCACCUCGAGCAGUCUCCAGAAGAUGGUGGCGCCUGUGGCCACCAACGUCGGGACCCCCGACUCCAAGAGCCCGGAGAAGCAGGACUUGAACGGCUCCAGGGUAGGGGACUCGUCAGAUCCAACGCCAAAGAAGACUCCCAUAAAAAAGCCACCCAGGAAGAAAGGCAAAGAGGGUACAUUGGAUACGCCUGAAAGCAAAACCCCUCAGCAAAAGACAGCCAUUAUGCCACCACAGGUUGUGAAAUAAGGGUUUUUAGUGACACAUUGCACAAAGUUUGAAAUGUAUUUCGAGAAGAAGAAAAACAGUGGACAGCAAAAUAGGUUACCCAUCAAGGAAAUCAACCCAAUCCAAUCAAGGAGUUUAAUCUUUCCGUGCAAGUGUGCUAUGACACGAGGACAAGUCAAGAUUGGAAUAUUCUUCCAAAUCUAAGAGUGGAUUUGAGUUGUACAGGAGAGAUAAACUAUAUAAACAUAUAUACACCAUUAUAUCACAUUUCAAGAAUUCAACAAACUUGUAUCAUCCUCGCAGCGCAACCUGUGGUGAAGCUGGCUACAACUAUGAGGACAGUGGCACCAAUAUCUUUUCAAGAGUUCAUUCAUCUCUAUUUUUCUGCUGCAGUACAUCCACCACUAUAUUUAUAUAUGGAUUGCUUAACAGUGAUUUUUCAUGCUGGUGAUUUAAAAACAGUUAUUGUUUAUAUGCUCUUCACAGGUACAACAGGUACAACAAAAUUUAGCAACUGCAAAGUUUUUUUACUGGUGUCCUCUCAUUUGGAGGCCACCUGAAGAAAUGCAGUAUGUAAUCCAGAUAAAGAGCUACAUUUUUAUGUCAACGGAUGUCUUUGCAGGUUACAAACUACACUAGUGUUAGAUUGGAGGAACUUUUGUAGUUUUAUUGCAACUUACUGGAUAAUUUCACCCUUCCAUUUUCAUCCUGAGGUUUAAAAGUACUUUUUUUCUGGAACUGGAUAUCAUCUUAUUUUUCACAUCAAACAGUUGUUUGUUUUACUCAAACUUAUAUUUUCACUGUUCCAAACUGUGUUGGAUGAAACUAGUUAAGUCCCAAACGACUUGAUCUUUAAACCAAAACUCCUACCAAGGACUUGAUUCAUACAUUUGCUAACACCAGAUCACCAGAAUGUGCUCUUACUGUUCGUUUUAUAGCAUCAGGUAAACCACUAAGCCAAAGAUGAAACGCCAAGCCAUCAUAUCCUCCUUGUGCAAUUGAUUAUGUUUUCAAAAUAUUCACAUUCAGCAUCGUCGUCGCCAGUUUGGAGACAGUCUGCCUUGUGUUGUUUUGUUUUGUUUAGGUUCUCGCAGAAAAUUAGGUCGAUGUUAGAAUUUGAGUUAUAGACGUUUCAUGUGAGUUUGUAUAUGCCGUAGGGGUACUCAGUGGAAAAAAGUCAAAGGCCGUCUUGUCCCUUGACAGUCGUUUUAUCUUAAGCACGCUGAGGUAAAAAUAGGUGCUUUGACUUCAUUGUUGUGGGCUGAGACUCUUGGACUACAUGGUACUCUGCAUUACAGUGUUAAAAAAAUGUGCCUCAACUGUGGAUCAGUUCAAGCAAAAAGUGAUGUUUGCCUUACUCUGUUACGAAUGUUCAGUUGCGAUGUUUGAUCCAAUUGCAUAAAACCAGAAAAAGUGAUUGGGGGAUGUUUAAAUUCAGUAUACUUCAACCAGUAAGAUUUCACAGUUACAGCUAGUUUGCGAAAAAGAAAAAAAAAAAACUUUGUAUUUUGUGUUUUGAUAAAGGUACAACUUAUUUCUUCGGUUAUUUUUUUUUUCUACUUUUUACUUGUAUACGUUGUGUACUUUUUAUUAUCUUUGUAAGCUGUGCUUAUGUGACCUGUUUAGGUUCUUCUGUUUUUCUUGGUGUAAAAAUGAACUGGCUUCUCUUUUGUGUCUUGGGUGGGUGGGGCUGGGGGGGUUCCGAAACAAACCUGCAGUAUGAGUACUUUCCUUCUGUAAAGUUUACAUUGGCUUGGUAAUUGUUCUCUGUUGAUGUUAUUGUUUGUGUAACACUUAACUGCAUGACGCAGAGUGUAAUUAUAUGGCAUUAAUAGCUGCUGAGGAAAUCUGUAACCUUCUUGUUCCUUCCAUUUGUUAUUAUUGCCUCCCAUAAAAACUUGUACAGAAAGGAUUGUACAGCACUACUAUAAUACCACUUUUGAAAUAAUUGCAUACUCCUGAAGUCAUAAUAUUGUGUAAUUUUGAAGUGGCAAUUUCUAUUCUCUCUCUCUCGACUGGCCCAUGCCUGUUUUCAUAGGCAUACAGUGCAUUUUUGUAAAGAAGGGCCUGAAAAGCUGCAAAAACAUUACCAAAUGUAAUAUUUUGUCUUUUUGUGGUUUGUUUAUAGAAACUUUCAUUUUGUGUAUUAAAUGGGUGUUUCUUCAUUUACUUCUUGGAAUAAAAAAACCCCACCAUUGUA